This is a messenger RNA of Enterobius vermicularis (human pinworm), 939 nucleotides long. The record is from the annotation of a GenBank genome assembly. Lineage: Eukaryota; Metazoa; Nematoda; Chromadorea; Rhabditida; Oxyuridae.
AUGCCGGAGGGCAAGGCUCCUCAUUUUCCUCAGCAACCAGUCGCUCGCCAAAACGACGAUGGAUCCUUGGAAUUGGAAUGCUUCCUAGAAGCACAACCUGUACCCGACAUCAAAUGGUUCUACGAUACGACAGAGCUUAAACAGGAUGGCCGUUUUAGUUUUCGCCUGGAUAAUAAGGGGAAUGACUCGUAUUCUGCCAUUCUGCAAAUCAAAGAUUUGGCUGAUAGCGAUGCAGGAGCGUACCGAUGCGCAAUUGUGAACCCUCAUGGCAAGGGCAAUGCUAAUUUCAACCUCAAGCUUACAGGAUUCAGUGCACCAACGUUUAUUGAGAAGCCACAAAUUUCUUCCCGCGACGAUGGACAAAUUAUGGUCAUGGAAUUUCGCGCUAAGUCCAUCUUGAAGCCGACAUUCGUCUGGCAAAAGGUUUUUGUCGGUGACGAAAUAGUUGCGGAAUCUGAUCGCGUCAAGAUUAUUUUGAAGGAGGAAGCCAACCAGAUCUACUAUGCUGCUCUUGAGAUCAAGGAGCCAACCAAAGAAAAGGACGCUGGCCAAUUUGUAUGCACAGCGAAAAACGAAUCAGGAAAACUUACCGCUACAUUUACUGUGAAGUUUGAAGUUCCACAAGGAGCUCCUACCUUCACUCGCAAGCCCCAGAUCUUGCAGAAGACUUCAGAUUCAGGAGAUCCGGCAAUUGUAUUUGAUAUUGGAUUUCAGGCUGACCAAAAUCCUGAGGUCAUCUGGUUGAAUCCGAAAGGCAAGAAGAUGAAGGAAUCAAGUCGAAUUAAGUUUGGAUUGUCCCCAGAUGGUGGUGCCAACACUUAUACUGCUCUUUUGGAGCUCAAGAAUUACAAAGCCAAAGACACUGGAACGUACACUUGCAACAUUAGGAAUGAAGCCGGUGAAGCCAACGUUGAACUCACUCUUAACAUUGAAGGUUAG